Amphiprion ocellaris (clown anemonefish) is the source of this 3533-nucleotide messenger RNA. RefSeq names its product ubiquitin associated and SH3 domain containing Ba (gene ubash3ba). Bases 587 to 2515 code for a protein of 642 amino acids. Gene Ontology annotation, molecular function: protein binding. The record is from RefSeq and is a predicted model, not a curated record. The transcript is spliced from 14 exons. NCBI's taxonomy places the organism in Eukaryota, Metazoa, Chordata, Actinopteri, Pomacentridae.
GUGACCAACUUUUUCCACCAUGUAGCCCCUCAUUCGCACUUUUCGUCACUUUGACCCGAGUAACCCGACUGCUUUUAUUCCACGUGUUUCGUAACAGCACAUUUUUACCGGAAGGAGCGGGAGUUACUUUUAAUUUCCGCCUUAUUCGCUUUAAAAGCCGCGCACAUUUACGGUCCUCUCACAAACGGCGUCCUGUCCCUUUAAGCGAGGGGCCGCGCAGUCCGAGCCGCAGCCUUCCUACAGGCUGAAGCUGCGCUCACUCAGGACCCAUUCACAAAUAAAGACAUCGUUUGGAAAGGAAGCGUCUGAUUUUUCAUUCAGCGGAGUCGGAGAUGUCCACCUCCGAGCGGGCAGGAGUCGCUUCUCAUGGCUGAUGUUUGGGCUUUAUGUCCGGCGGAGGCUCGAUCCAGCGCCGAGCGAACGCACACUCAACCAAAAACAUGCUCGCUUCCUGGCAGCGUUUGGUGAUUUCUUCCUCUUAAACAGCCGCCUGAAGCUUCCGUCCUUCUUUUAUUUUUCAAUUCUCUACCAAAUGAACACACUCCAGAGCCGCCGGGGACCUGACAUGCCUACGGAGCAGUGAGUUAUGGCAGCUAAAGAGGACCUGUAUGCCAAAGUGACCCCGCGGAGGCAGCGCCAGAGCCGGCCGAGCACCGUCAAACACGGCUCCACUCUGGACGUGCUGCUGUCCAUGGGCUUCCCCAAGACCAGGGCCUUGAAAGCUCUAGUUUCGACAGGAGGCAAAAACGUCCAGGCAGCGUGCGACUGGCUCUUCUCCCAUGUGGAUGACCCUUUCCUGGAUGACCCUCUGCCCAGAGAGUAUGUGUUAUAUCUGCGACCCAGUGGACCGCUGCUGCAACAGCUCUCACACUUCUGGAAACAGUCCCGCCUCUCCUGCGGCAAGAACAAGGCACACAACAUCUUCCCCCACAUCACCCUGUGCCAGUUCUUCAUGUGUGCCGAUGGGAAGGUGGAGGCUCUAUGCGACGCUCUCCAGACCACCGUGACCAAGUGGAAGGGUCGUAUCCCCCUGCCCCUCCCCUUGGAGCUCUACACCUCCUCAACAUUCAUCGGCCUCUUUGUGGAGGAGCAGAUGGCUGAAGUUCUGAAGAGCUUCGCUGCUGAUUUUGCCACUGAAGCACAUUCCAAAGCAGAUGUUCAUGUGGAGCCCCAUAAAAAACAACUCCACGUCACUUUGGCUUACCAUUUUCAAACAAGUCACCUCCCAGUGUUGGAGAAGUUGGCUAAAAACGUGGAUGCGUCAUCAGGUUGUGAUUGGCUGGCUGUGCUCUUCUCCAGGGAUAUUCGAUUUGCUAAUCAUGAGACACUGCAAGUCAUGUACCCGUAUGUGCCUCAGAAUGAUGAUGAGCUCGAGCUGGUUCAGGGAGAUUUCAUCUUCAUGUCUCCGGUGGAGCAGACCACUGCCAGCGAGGGCUGGGUGUACGGCACUUCUAUGGGCACGGGGCUGUCCGGCCUGCUGCCUGAGAACUACGUCAACCGUGCUGAUGAGUCUGAUACAUGGGUAGUCCAUGGAUCUCACUCCUUUCUCAACUGUGCCUCUCCAUCUAACUCUGGCAGCACUGUGGGUGGGUUAUUGUUUGAUGGACAACUAAAUGACAGUCUGCUUGACAGUCUUGUGGAUCCUCCCAGCCUCACUGGCCUCUGUCCUCCUAUGCAGGUAUCGAGGCCCACUGGUCAGCACUCCCUGUCCAACAUGAGGCUGUUUGUGUGCCGCCAUGGCGAGAGGAUGGAUGUUGUGUUUGGCAAACACUGGGUCACUCAGUGCUUUGACUCCAAAGGUCGAUACGUCCGCUCUAAUCUCAACAUGCCAUCCAGCUUACCAGCUAGGAGUGGAGGUCAUCGAGACUAUGAUAAAGAUUGUCCAAUUACUGUGUUUGGCUCCACCCAGGCUCGUCUUGUAGGGGAAGCCCUAUUAGAAAGCCACACCACGAUAGACUUUGUUUACUGCUCUCCUUCUCUUCGCUGCAUCCAGACUGCUCAGCACAUUCUGCAGGGUCUCCAGCAGGAGGGAAAGACAAAAAUCCGUGUGGAGCCGGGAUUAUUUGAAUGGACCAAGUGGGUUUCAGGCACAUGUUUACCGACCUGGAUCCCCCCAGCUGAGCUGGCUGCUGCUAACCUGAGUGUGGACACAACAUACAGACCUCAUAUUCCUGUAAGUAAGUUGGCAGUGUCAGAGUCCUACGAUACCUACAUCAGCAGGAGCUUCCAAGUGACCCGAGAGAUCUUGACAGAGUGCAAAAACCUGGGAAACACGGUCCUGAUUGUGGCCCAUGCUUCCUCCCUGGAGGCCUGCACUCGCCAGAUACAAGGCCUCAGCCCCCAAAACUCCAAGGACUUUGUCCAAGUUGUCCGAAAGAUUCCUUACUUGGGCUUUUGUGCUUGUGAAGAAAUGGGAGAGACCGGGGUGUGGCAGCUGGUCGACCCACCCAUCUUGCCUCUGACACACGGACCCAAUCACAGUUUCAACUGGAGGGAAAUGUUGAUGCAAGACUGAAGGAUAUGCUGUUUGGCUCACUAUCUUUAAGCAGCCUGAACUGCUGAAAAAUUAUUUAUUUUUUAACCUACACUGCUAUAAAUCCAGCCCAACUACCAAAAAAAAAACAAAACAGAAAAAGUCUGGCUUCCGUCAAAGACAUCAUGCAAAAAAUAUGUGCAUUCAUUGAGGCAAAUGUUUUCAGACGCACUGCUCAGGAAUGAGAAAGUACGGUUUGUGUGGAGAGCACAGCAAAAAUGAGCUACAGUUUGGGCGGCAGCUUGUCGCGUUUGUCUCAGUGUUACACUUCUUAGCCCAAAAUGUGGAGGUGCUACAAGAAAUCUGGAUAAUUCUUGAUGGUUGCAGAUUAAUCAGGUUUUAUGCCAUGAGAAGGUGUCUCAUUAAGCUCUGUCUGUGGCUCCUCCUCAGGCAGAGACUGGGCGGUGAAGACUUUGUGUUCCGCUGCCUUCUCACACACUGUGACGAGAAAGACUUGUACGACAGAAAUAUUUUUCCAUGUGUCAGAAAUUAUUAUUUAACUUGUAGCUACAACCCUCCGGCAAAAAGGCACAAAAGAAAUGUUGACAAUCAGACUGGGGAGAACUGAUCUUCACUGUUUCUGGUGCUGAGGUGGGUAGUUUGUUAUACCUGUUUAAUUCCUGUAAAUGUCAUAUCAUUUUUAUGUUAACAUUUAUGUGAACACAUGAAUCACUUAACCUUCCUGUAAGCCAUGGUCCACAGGACUUAUCUGAAGGCAACCAAGCCAAUACGAUGAGAAGAUUCACGUAAUAAUAUACAGAAUGCUGUUAAUUUUGUCCAAAUGCAUCGACUAAAACUUCCGCUUGUUUAUCACGACCCUGACACUCUGUAAGCCUGAUAACCACACCACUUUCAAAUACUUGGUGUGUUUCAUUUUGUCUUUUGGGUUACAUCAGAUGAUUUAAGUGCUUACUGCUUACACCAAUUAUUUGCUGUAUGACUGAAAAAAUUAUUGAUACUGAAUGAAUAAACCAAGGUUGUGGAGCUAUGAAGGAUUGUA